Nicotiana tabacum (common tobacco) is the source of this 2629-nucleotide messenger RNA. The record is from RefSeq and is a predicted model, not a curated record. Lineage: Eukaryota; Viridiplantae; Streptophyta; Magnoliopsida; Solanales; Solanaceae.
AGUUGUUUUCGUGAAGCAAAAAUCACGUGCUCACAACUGCUUCUGAUAAAGGAAAUCAUACAAUCAAUGAUAUAUUUAGUCAAUUUGAGAAAGAAGAGUUAGUAUGAAGUCACUAGAAGGAAACUUUCACAUAGCUUUUCUAAAACCAAUAAAAGUAUAGCCUAUGCUGUUCUCUUUAUAAGCUACAGGAAUACAUAAGUUUGAAUAAACCUUUCAGGAAACUAUACAUAAUAGUCCUGCGGUAAGGAAGUUCAUGAAAAAUUUGAAACUUCUUCAGUUCAAGCCAUUUUAGGUCAGAAUCAUUCUAAAAAACUUUGCAUUACUUUAAGGAAUCUGGAUGAUAUGCUUAACUGCUGGCAGAAUUAACUUCAAUAAAAUAAACGAAUCAGUUCUUUGAGUUCGUUCUUAAAUCCCAUUUUGACAAAAAUAAAUAAAAUAAAGGAAUCGAUAGUGAAGGACUUGAUGGACAUUCUUUUUUUCGUGUCUGUUUGAAUUGAAUCUGAAAGUAGAGUGAAAGGAACCGUGAUUUAAGUUUGUAUAUUUGCCUAACUUCAAAGGAUUUUGGCCUAUGAAUUUCACUUAUCAUGCCAAUCGUAUUAAGAUCUGCCUUUUCUCCAUAUUACCAAAAUUUCUUGAAUAUCUUUAACAAAGUUUUCAAUUCUUUCGUGACGCAGGGAGUUCCAACACUCAGAAAUGUAGUGAUUACAAAAUCCAAAUCCAACUUUUACUAGAAAUUCCUAAUUGUUGCAAAAAAUGUCAAGUGUAUUUUACAUAUAUUUGCUGCCUCAUAUUUGUAAUGUGGGAUGGUUUGUUCUUGCAAUUUUACAGCUACCAAUAUGCAGGUUAUAUUAAUAAAAUGGAACAAAGACUUAGUAUUAGUGAAAUUACACCACUAACUACAUAAUGGACUUGCAAAGUCCAGGCUGUAGACAAAUUUCGGCCACGAGACAGUAGAGAUCAACGAGUUCAUUUUCAGACAAUAAUUGUCCAGGAUGUAAGCGAGGAACAAGUUUGUGUGAUACUUUAUGGUGACGAUAUUAGAAGAUGUGAUAACUUGUUCGAACUUUUUGAGACAUAUCUGAUUUCAACUGCCAAGGUUAGAAAUCCGCAGCCUUAUUCACUACAUAUAGGCCAAUUUGAGUGGAUCGUUGACAGAUUUACUAUUGUGGAGUCUAUCCAAAAAAAUAAUGAAAAGGAGGCAUCGUUACCUCUUCCGUCAAGACUGAGUACGAUUUCGUUCGCCGACGUUGCACAACAGCCUUCCGGUGUUGAGUUGAUCUAUUAGCUGUGGUGGCAAACUGUGGGGCAAUGCAAUACACCGUUGAUCAGAGUAAGAGAUUUCAAGAGGCCAUAGUUAUGGACAAAAUAAACCUCUCUUCUUCACUAUAUGGGAAGACUUGGCAAGCAAUGAAGGAGCUGAGUUACUGAGACAAGUGAGGCAACUACAAGAAUAUCCUAUUAUUCUCGCAAAGCGGAUAGGUACCACAAAAUAUCAGGGUGUUACCCGUUUCGCAACAAGAUAUAACUCAACAAUCUUAAUCAAUCCCCUAUAUGUGCAAGCAACCGAAUUACGGAAUUGGAUAAAUGAGAACAAACAAAUGCUAAUCGAAUACACAAUGAAGAGUUCAGCAGAGUCAGCUUCAUCGCUUAAUCUUGUAGCUGUUGACGAUGAAAUAUUAUCUGUUUCAGCUAUUGCUACGCAAACCUCCACUGCGGAAAGUUUUUACGUCGAAGGAGAAAUUUCACUACCUGAGCAUUUCCAACGAUUUUACCUGCUAGGUUGUUCUGAAUGUAACCAUCUUGUUCGGAGCAAAAUAAGAAGGGAGAUUCAAUGCAUAAACUGCAGGCUGCCACGAAUGUUAAUUCCAAGGUGCCACUUUGAGGUAGAAAUUACAGACGAAACUGGCACAAUAACAACAAUGUCUAAAGGCUUGGGCGAAAGAAUAUUAUCAAUGACAGCUGAACAGAUAUAUGAUAUCACCGCUGUUAAGAAUGAGUUAUUCCCUGUUGCCCAUAUCAACCAACUACUGAUAAACUAUUCAGAAUUCAACUACAAAGGUCAUCAUCCAGAACACCAGACAAAAAUGCAGGUUCUCUGGUUCUUUUGUCAUACACUGAAAAACCAACCAUGUUUCUACCAGAAGAGUCAACAUCUGCGAGUGGUGCCGACAGAAUUAUGGAAGAAGAGCCAAUACUUGUGACUGAUGCAAAAGCAACUAAGAAACGGAAAAGGGAACCAAGUACUCUACCAAAGCUACAAUCAAGGUUAGAAACUCAAAUACCAUAUUUUACGAUGUACUAAUGUUCUUAAAAUGAAUAUAUUAUUUGUACAGAUUGUCGAACCAGUGAUGUUCGCUCAGACAGUAUGCGAUGUACAUGCACAUUUUGAUAACAUUUUUCCAGAUCAUACCGAUCUUUUAACAAAGUUUAGAUAUUUUGGCCGCCUUAACAAACUGUUCCACAUUUUUUGCGUAGAUAGUUGUCAGUAGUAUGUGCCUAUGUUUUUGAAGGCAAUUGGUAUUAUUUUUGGAUAUUGGAGCGGCCUCUAGAUGUUGUACAUACUAGUCUGUUUAUUGAAAUGUAGAAACUGAAUGUAGUGUUGCUAUAUAUCUUGUUUGUUUCACAUUAA